This is a messenger RNA of Trypanosoma rangeli, 610 nucleotides long. RefSeq names its product trans-sialidase. NCBI's taxonomy places the organism in Eukaryota, Euglenozoa, Kinetoplastea, Trypanosomatida, Trypanosomatidae. The annotation marks the transcript as partial. The record is from RefSeq and is a predicted model, not a curated record. The transcript has a single exon.
UAACCAGAGCGACAUGGGGCGGCCCGUCAAUGACGAGGAGCUACAUGCUGAUGAGAAGGACGAAGAGGCUGCAGAGGGUGCGGGGGACAAUAAUGCAGAUGCAGCCGCUCCACCUGGCAAACCGCAACCUUCUGCUGCACCGGGUGAAGAGGCGCUACCAGGCGCUGGUGCCGCAGCAAGUGGAGCUGCAAACGCCAGUGGGGAGCAAAUGUCUGGCUCCGGAGCGGAGGCUGCUGCACCUGAAGCGGCAGUGGGCCCAGGCGGCAGCUCUGCUGCAAACAGUGACGCCGGGCAGGCUCCCGCGAAGGACACAAGCGACAUUUCUCCGCCCGGCGCAGUUGAGGUGUCUAAUGGAGACAAUAAGGAGGCGUCGCAGGGAGCCGACAACGCCCCGGCUAAUAAAACCGCUCCACCCGAACCUCAGGCGAUUCCCCCGGCACGCAACGCGGCACCGCUUUCUGGCAACGUCCCCGCUACCUUCAAGAACAUCACUGGCGUGAGGCUCGAUGAAGGAGGCGGUGACGGCGCUGAGUACGGUGGAUGCGUGCGGCGCCUGUUGCUGCUUGUCCUGCUGGGGCUGUGGGGCAUUGCGGCUCUCUCCGCUGCGUAA